AUGGCCUCUCUCCCAACAGCCGCCAGCUGGACAGACGGCGCUGGAGGCGUGGGUACGGACUCGCGGAACCUGAGUGCCGCGCUCGCCGCAGGCGCGGCUGCCGGGGCGGCUGAGGCUGACUGGCUGCAAAUGCUGCUCCAAACCGGCAACCUCUCCUGCCCCUGCCCCUCAGCGCCCGGACUGCCCGCGGCUUCCCCCGCACCCUCCCAGCCCCGGGCCAACCUCACCAACCAGUUUGUGCAGCCGUCCUGGCGCAUCGCUCUCUGGUCCCUGGCCUAUGGCGUGGUGGUGGCCGUGGCCGUCUUCGGAAAUCUCAUCGUCAUCUGGAUCAUCCUGGCCCACAAGCGCAUGAGGACCGUCACCAACUACUUCCUCGUGAAUCUGGCUUUCGCCGACGCCUCUAUGGCCGCCUUCAACACGUUGGUCAACUUCAUCUACGCGCUGCACAGCGAGUGGUACUUCGGUGCCAACUACUGCCGCUUCCAGAACUUUUUUCCUAUCACAGCCGUGUUCGCCAGCAUCUACUCUAUGACGGCCAUUGCAGUGGACAGGUAUAUGGCCAUUAUUGAUCCCUUGAAACCCAGACUGUCUGCCACAGCUACCAAGAUUGUCAUUGGAAGUAUCUGGAUUCUAGCAUUUCUCCUUGCAUUCCCUCAGUGUCUUUACUCCAAAACCAAAGUCAUGCCGGGCCGUACUCUUUGCUAUGUGCAAUGGCCGGAAGGUCCCAAACAACAUUUCACUUACCAUAUUAUUGUCAUUAUACUGGUGUACUGUUUCCCAUUGCUUAUCAUGGGUAUCACAUACACCAUUGUCGGAAUUACUCUCUGGGGAGGAGAGAUCCCAGGAGACACAUGCGACAGGUAUCAUGAGCAGCUAAAGGCUAAAAGAAAGGUUGUGAAAAUGAUGAUUAUUGUCGUGGUGAUAUUUGCCAUCUGUUGGCUGCCCUAUCAUAUUUACUUCAUCCUCACUGCAAUCUAUCAACAAUUAAAUAGGUGGAAAUACAUCCAGCAGGUCUACCUGGCUAGCUUUUGGCUGGCAAUGAGCUCAACCAUGUACAAUCCCAUCAUCUAUUGCUGUCUGAAUAAGAGAUUUCGAGCUGGCUUCAAGAGAGCAUUUCGCUGGUGUCCUUUCGUCGAAGUUUCCAGCUACGACGAGCUGGAGCUCAAGACCACCAGGUUUCACCCGACUCGGCAAAGCAGCCUGUACACCGUGACCCGGAUGGAGUCCGUGACGGUGGUGUGUGACCCCAGGGACGCGGGCCCUGCCAAAUGCAGUCGGAAGAAGAGAACCACGCCAAGAGAACCAAGCUUCGAUGGCGGCUCCCACAGCAAUUCCAAAUCUGCCUCCACCACUUCCAGUUUCAUAAACUCACCCUAUACCUCUGUGGAUGAAUAUUCUUAA
This is a messenger RNA of Cynocephalus volans (Philippine flying lemur), 1401 nucleotides long. It is a transcript of the gene TACR3, whose product is annotated as tachykinin receptor 3. The transcript is spliced from 5 exons. Gene Ontology annotation, molecular function: tachykinin receptor activity. Gene Ontology annotation, biological process: positive regulation of flagellated sperm motility; G protein-coupled receptor signaling pathway. Bases 1 to 1401 code for a protein of 466 amino acids. Gene Ontology annotation, cellular component: sperm midpiece; plasma membrane. The record is from RefSeq and is a predicted model, not a curated record. NCBI's taxonomy places the organism in Eukaryota, Metazoa, Chordata, Mammalia, Dermoptera, Cynocephalidae.